Molecule: messenger RNA, 2780 nt
Organism: Xenia sp. Carnegie-2017
Lineage: Eukaryota; Metazoa; Cnidaria; Anthozoa; Malacalcyonacea; Xeniidae
Product: complement factor B-like
Exons: 13
Coding region: 92-2599 (835 amino acids)
Biological process (GO): proteolysis; complement activation
Cellular component (GO): extracellular region
Molecular function (GO): serine-type endopeptidase activity
Source: RefSeq, a predicted model, not a curated record
GUAGACGAGAUAUAUUUGUUCCUUUUUAUUGUAAAUCAGGUCAUAUUGUUGUGGCACAUCUGCAGUAUACAAAAGUACAUUUUUCACAAAUAUGAAUGGUGCAAAGCAAAAAACAUGGAAUGUUUGGCUUUUGAUUGUUGGUUUGUAUCUUUGCUUUGUGACAAUCGAGAGCAGUAGGCGACUUUGUGGAAAGAAAAUCUCUCUACCACCUCACACAAAAUCUUUGCGACGAUCUCGAAAAGUAAAUCACGUGACAUUGCUGUGUGAUAAAGGUUACUACUUUGGAAAGGCAGGCAACAAGAAAGAUAUACGUUGCAGUAAAUUUAGAAGAUUAGCAUUUAAUAAAAUUCCCAAAUGUAAAGGAUGUGGUGAUCUGACGCCACCAAAAAACGGAUCAGUUAGGUACAUAAGUGAUGCCGUGGGAUCUGUUGCGGUCUAUUCAUGUAACAUUGGAUACAGAAUCAAAGGAUCAAGAAAACAGAGAAAAUGUCGACGAAAUUUACGUUGGAGUGGAGGCAAAAGAAAAAUAAAGUGUAUUAAAAACAGAUGUCACAAUCCAGGAAACAUAACCAUAAACAAUGGAAACGUCACAUUUAGCGACAAAUUGUUUGAAGAAUUUACGACGAUUUCCUUUGAAUGUGACAAUGAUUAUGAGUUGAUUGGUGAUGAAGAUAUAGUUUGUCUAAAUGGACAUUGGUCAUCACAACGUUUGCCUUUAUGUAAAAGAAAACGUUGUCCCAAACCAGAUAUUCCUGAUAAUGGUCGAUAUUUUGGUAGUGAUUAUUUUGUUGGCUCCACCGUUGAAUUUUUCUGUGCUUCCGGUUUCAAUUUGCAUGGAUCAAAACGACGAACUUGUCAAGAAGAUAAAACAUGGAAUGGAACAAGCGUAGUCUGUGAUGAUGGAAGAUCUUAUUGUGUAGAUCCUGGGACACCAGAAGGAGCAAUAAAAACAGGAAGAUCAUACAAUUUGGGGGACAUUAUUCAAUAUCGUUGCGAACAUAGUUUAAAACUUUAUAAAGGAUCUUUAAAAAGGAUUUGUUUGAAGAACAGAACAUGGAGCGGUGAGCCACCGAAAUGUGUUGAUGAAUAUUUCAAAGUAUUUCCGUCAAUCAACGAGACAGCAGACCUACUAAGUGAAAAUUUCGUCAACAACCUGCUACAGACCACGUGCUCAGGUGCUAAUGUCACGUGUCCAAAGAGGGAUACAAGAGCGCGGGCACUCAAUCUCAAAUACAAAGAAGGAUUGGAUCUCAUUUUUGUUCUUGAUACGUCAAGUAGUAUACGAGAACAGAACUUUGAUAUUGCUCGCGAAUUUAUCAAAGAUAUGGUAAAAAAGUUUGGUAUUGACGCACGUCAAAAAGGUGAUGGAACACAUAUAGCAUGCGUCACGUUUGGUUCACGUGCUGAGAAACAAUUCUCAUUCAAUGACGCGUCAGUGAACACAGUGGAUAAAGCAAAAAAAGAAAUUGACAAAAUUCCCUACACAAGAGGUGGUACAGCAACCACAUUGGCUUUAGAUCUUGUACGUAGACUCAUUUUACCUUCAGCGAGAAAAGGCAGCAAGAAGGCGUUAUUUCUCAUUACUGACGGUGAAUCAAACAUUGGUGGAUCUCCUAAGAAAUUAGCAGAUGAUCUUAAAGAUAAAGACAAAGUGGAGAUAUAUGUUGUGGGAAUUGGGAAAAAAGUCCGUGAUAAGUCAUUGGAAGAACUUGCUUCUGAUCGUAAAUAUGUUUUUGCAAUAAAAGAUUAUGACGACUUGAAUAAAGUGAAGAGAAAGAUCAUAACAAAAGAUUAUUCUGCCUGUGGAAAAUCUUAUUUCGCGGGAAUUGACUCACGAGCUCGUAUUGUUGGUGGUCAUAAAGCAAAGGAAAAAGACUGGCCAUGGAUUGCAAGAAUUUUCGUUAAAGGCAAACAAGUAUGUGGAGGAACAUUGAUUAACAAAGAAUUUGUUUUAACUGCUGCUCACUGUUUUCAUGACAACACAAAAUCAUCUGAUGUCAUGGUGAUGUUCCAAGAUAUGGUACCGCUCACAAUUACUGAACUCCAUGUUCACCAAAACUAUCGCAACAACGAUUACCGACAUGACAUUGCGUUGAUAAAGAUUAAAAAACUAAAACGCUUCACACGGAAGAAGCAAGCAGUAUGCCUACCACGUGAUAUGGACAUAAAGACAUUGACAAAGAAUGACAGCAGGAUGUAUGCAGUUGGUUGGGGACGUACAACUCCUGUGAAACCCAAAGAGAAAACUAACGAUAAUAUAGAAGAAAAUCCAUUCAAGCAAGUAAGUUUGCCUUUUAAAUCGAACAAAUUUUGUGAAGAUAAGAUAAAGGAAAAAAGACAAAAAGAAAAGAAUGAUAAGUGGUAUUUUAACAAAAGAACCCAAUUCUGUGCUGGUGAUGUUAGUGGUAAGAAAGAUACCUGCCAUGGCGACAGCGGUGGACCCAGUAUGGUGAAUCGUAAACACCCCAAAACAGGUGAAUGGAGUUGGUUUCAAGUAGGAAUCAUAAGUUGGGGAGUCGGUUGCUCUCAGGUUGACGAAGUUGGCUUUUACACCAAGGUCUCGGCUUAUUUGGACUGGAUUGAUCGGAAGACGAAAUAGUUCAUUUAGUUCUACAACGUUACAAUGAACUUGUAAUUUGUAGUUUGAGGGAAAAAAAGCUUUUUUAUAUCAAUAAACACGUAGAAAAAGAUAAUUAAAUGCUUCUAGAUAGUUCUAGCAUGACUGUACCUCGAAAAUUAUAUAAAAAAUGAUGAUUAAAGAAUUGGACAUUCAUAGAAAA